Symphalangus syndactylus (siamang) is the source of this 2015-nucleotide messenger RNA. RefSeq names its product small integral membrane protein 41 (gene SMIM41). NCBI's taxonomy places the organism in Eukaryota, Metazoa, Chordata, Mammalia, Primates, Hylobatidae. The record is from RefSeq and is a predicted model, not a curated record.
UUCUGAAGUGGGGGACUGAUUUAUCCAGGGUCAGGACUGGAGUCCUGGUGGAUCAAAUCUCUGCUCUCCCAUUGGUCUGUAAAUGUGACUCUCCUUGGCCUAUGGGGCCUGAGAAAAGGAGUGGGGGUGGGCCUUGAAUUCCCCAUGCUCUGCUCUGCUCUGCUGUACCCGAAUGUCUCCCUGCUGUGGAGUGUGCAGGAGGCAUUGGCCUGCUUGUCCAGCCCCAGGAGGCUUCUGCAGGGGAUGAUGGACGAGGAAGGGUGGGACUUACCCUUAUGGCUGCCCGUGUGCCUCCUGGCUCAGCAGCCACCUGGGCCACCUAGCAGCAUAGAAUUUUGGUCUAGGGACAAAAAGCCCAAGAAUGGGGACAAUCACCUCUGUCUUGUGUCUUGCUCAGAGGGGCAGCACCCCAGCCUGCAGCUGAGAUGGGGUGUGAGGAUCUUCUCAGGGCUCUGCCCAGGUGUACCUCUUGGCCCACUUUGCGAAGGGGAGGGACUCCUGGGGACAGGGCUCCUGGUUUUGGCUGACUGGACUCGCAUGGGGGUGCCUGUGGGCCCUAGGGAUGAGAAGAAAUACGUCCGGGCCUGUGGAGAAAGGGCCGUAGCCACAACGGCUGGAGCUCUUUGUCUAGGAAGUGCCCGAGCGCUCUGCUCAAGGGGUAGGGGCGUAGGGCGCCUGGGGUCCGCCCCUUGGUUCCCUCCCCGACGCAGCCGCCGGCCCGCCCGCCAGUCGGGGCUGCAGCACAUCUGGCGAUCCGGCCACAUCUGGGCAGCCGGCGCUGGAGCAUGAACGGCUCUCAGGCGGGCGCUGCGGCUCAGGCCGCCUGGCUGAGCUCGUGCUGUAACCAGUCGGGGUCGCCGCCGGAGCCCCCCGAGGGGCCGCGCGCGGUGCAGGCGGCGGUGCUCGGCGUGCUGUCCCUGCUGGUGCUUUGCGGGGUCCUGUUCCUGGGCGGCGGCCUCCUCCUCCGCGCCCAGGGCCUGACAGCGCUGCUGACCCGCGAGCAGCGCGCGUCCCGCGAGCCGGAGCCCGGCAGUGCUAGCGGAGAGGACGGCGACGACGACUCCUAGGCGCCCGGCUGCGCUCAGUGGUCGCGGCCUCCAGGCGGCCCCUGACUCCGAGCGGUCCGGAGCAUGCUCGACGGCUGCUGCGGUCCCGACCCCUUACCGGAAGCGGCUCGCCCCACACAGAUUCCUGAGCCCCACCUCAUCUGCCAACCAGAGAGCCUGCUCUCCUGCUGCCGCUCUGGGGAUCCCCUGCCACCUUCAGCCCAUUCUUGCUGCAGAUGACAGACUGGGAGAUACCUGGCUUGUGGUGAGACCUCAACCUGGGAUCCUUGCACCCAGCUGCUGCCUCUGAACUGCUCCACUGGACCUCCGGAAGUGCUCAGUGUGGGCCUGGACCUGGGAGACCUGCACUCCCAGCCCGUUUGAGGCCUGCUGCAUGUCCUGGGCACUGAAGUGGCCACACAUCCUGGAUGCCUGGUGCAGCAGGUGCUGGCUGUGCCCCCUGCCUUCUGGCCUCUGAAGACAUGAGUGCAGCGCCUGUCCUGUCUCGUGUGAGGCAGCAAUGAUCUGACAGUGACCGGCCCCUGCUGCAAGUCAGUGCCUCCCAUUUGCAGGCCUGCGGCACCCCUGCAAUCCAGGAAUGCUGCAUCGCUUUCUGUGGCCUGUUAUUAAAUAUGCUGGUGAUGCAAGCUUCAGGUCUACGAUCUAUGUCUCCAGCGCUUGACUCUAGGAAUUAGUGGUUUGUUCCCCGACUCCUCUCCAGUUUUACCUGUUUCUAGCAGAUAUAGCAACUCCAGCCCCUGUCCCCUGGCCUCUCCUCAGUGGUGACUUUUCCCCUUGCACCCUCAGAUCCACAUCUUCCGAGGGUAGGUGUGAAGUGGGCCAGAAAGCCACCCUCACGCCAGCACUCGGCUGCCCCCCUGUGGCCAGUGUGGGUAAGAGCACUGCUUCAUUCAACCAGUCACUGUUGGGGUCUGUCUCAUCAGAGUCCAGCCUGAGCCUCAGCUUUGA